This is a messenger RNA of Penicillium riverlandense, 753 nucleotides long. RefSeq lists its product as uncharacterized. Lineage: Eukaryota; Fungi; Ascomycota; Eurotiomycetes; Eurotiales; Aspergillaceae. The record is from RefSeq and is a predicted model, not a curated record. The coding region runs from base 1 to 753 and encodes 250 amino acids. The transcript has a single exon.
AUGUUCUGCUCCUCGAUCUCGACUGCAUUAAGAUCGCCAUCCGAUCUCAUCCCGGAUGAGCCAUUAGAGGGCUUCCACUGCGCUCUGACGAUGGGAUAUGGGCUUUCCAAGUUAGUUGGAGAGCGCAUAGUCUCGGCGGCGCGUGGAUCGAGCGCACGAGCAUAUUCUCUCCGAAUCGGCCAGGUCUCCGGACACUCGAAGAAAGGCCUGUGGAACGACUCGGAGGCAGUUCCGCUCAUGAUCCGCUCUGCUCUAACAUUGAAGGCUCUACCGAAGCUUGACCAAACUUGCUCCUGGUUCCCAGUUGACCUAUUGGCAAUGACCAUCCUCGAGCUUUCCAAGGCUUGUUCCCAGCCCAAUGAGAAUCUUCUCAAUCCCGGCUCGGGCUCACCUACCGAUGAUACCGUCUACAAUCUUUGCAACUUCCGCACAUUCACCUGGCAAUCAUUGCUCGAGUCUCUUGAGCGGGGUGGGUUCGAUUUUGAAACUUUGUCGUUUGAAGACUGGCUUAAGAAGCUGCGGGACAGCGAGGCUCGGGGCGAGGAACAGUCCAAUCCUGCUAUCAAGUUGAUUGAUCACUAUCAGUCGAUGUAUGGCGAAAAGACUCUGGGGAGUCAAGGGCAGAAGACGUUUAUCACGGACAAGGCGGAGAGGGACAGUGUCACCUUGCGCUCUGGUCCGUUGCACAUUAUUGAGGAUGGAGUGCUGGAACGCUAUAUCCAUGACUGGUUGACCCGGUGGGUGAGAGUUUAA